AUGCUCUUAAGUUUUUGCUAUGCAGCUAUAACGCCAACAAGUCCGUUGUCAAUAGGUGAAACUCUCAGCUCCUCUAAUGGAGUUUAUGAAUUGGGGUUCUUCAGUCCUAAUAACUCGCAGAAUCUGUAUGUUGGAAUCUGGUUUAAAGGUAUCACUCCAAGGGCGGUUGUGUGGGUGGCCAAUAGAGAGAAACCUGUUACAGACUCCAAGGCAAAUCUAACUACCAGCAUCAACGGAAGUCUUGUCUUACUUAGUGGCAAACAAGGCGUUGUCUGGUCCAUUGGACAGACUUCCGCAUCUAAUGGGUCUCGUGCAGAGCUUUUAGACACUGGAGAUCUUAUUGUCAUUGACGAAGUUUCAGGAAGACCUCUAUGGCGAAGCUUUGAGCAUCUUGGUGAUACUAUGCUACCUUCCUCCUCGGUGAUGUACAACCUUGCCACCGGUGAGAAGCGUGUGUUGACUUGUUGGAAAAGUGACACUGAUCCAUCGCCUGGCGAAUUUGUGGGUCAGAUUACAACACAAGUGCCAUCACAGCUACUUACUACGAGAGGCUCAAAGCGAUAUUGGAGAAGCGGUCCAUGGGCUAGAACAAGGUUCACCGGGAUACCUCAGAUGGAUCAAUCAUACACAAACCCAUUCAGCCUUCAGCAGGAUGCAAGCUCAGCUUAUUUCUCUCAUUCACAAAGUAACACCAUCAAAUAUGCAACUUUGACACCAGAGGGAUCGGCGAAUAUUUAUCACCGUAAUGGGACAGACUGGUUAUUGAGCUUUGUGGCUCCAGCUAACGCAUGCGAUCUUUACGGUGUAUGUGGACCUUUUGGAUUGUGUGUUGUGUCAGCGUCUCCACAGUGUAAAUGCCUCAAAGGGUUUGUGCCACAAUACAAUGAGGAAUGGAACAGAGGAAACUGGACUGGUGGUUGCGUGAGGCGUACGGAACUACUUUGUCAAGGAAACUCUACUGGCAAAGAUGUAAACGUCUUCCAUACUGUUGCCAACAUAAAGCCUCCAGACUUUUACGAAUUUGCAGCGAGUCCUGAGACUGCUGAAGAUUGCCACCAAAGCUGCCUUCACAAUUGUUCUUGCUUGGCCUUUGCUUAUAUUAAUGGAGUAGGGUGCUUAAUCUGGAACCAGGAGCUGAUGGAUGUAGUGCAGUUUUCUAUGAGAGGAGAGCUUCUUUCCAUUCGUCUUGCAAGUUCUGAACUGGAUGGAAACAACCGCAAGAAGACUUUGUUUACUGUUGGUAUUGUGAGCCUUUCUCUUUUCGUGAUAUUGGGUUCUGCUGCACUUGGUUUGUGGAGAUACAGAGUGAAACGUAACGCUUUUAAAUCAAAGAUAAAGGUUGCUUCACCAGGCUCAUUGAGUAAUGAUCUGACACCCCAAGAUGUCCCAGGUUUAGAUUUCUUUGAGAUGAAUACUAUUGAAACUGCCACAAACUAUUUCAGUCUGUCAAAUAAACUCGGACAAGGUGGAUUUGGUUCAGUUUAUAAGGGAAAGCUGCAAGAUGGGAAAGAAAUAGCUGUAAAACGCCUCUCUAGCAGCUCCGGACAGGGGAAAGAGGAGUUCAUGAAUGAAAUAGUACUCAUCUCAAAACUCCAACACAGAAACUUAGUCCGGAUUUUGGGAUGUUGCAUUGAAGGAGAAGAGAAGCUAUUGGUUUAUGAGUUUAUGGAGAACAAAAGCCUUGAUACCUUUCUCUUCGAUUCAAGAAAAAGGUUCGAGAUCGAUUGGCCAAAGAGAUUUGAUAUCAUUCAAGGCAUUGCACGUGGACUUCUUUAUCUCCACCGUGACUCACGCCUCAGGGUCAUUCACCGAGAUCUCAAGGUCAGCAAUAUUCUUCUAGACGAGAAUAUGAUCCCAAAAAUAUCAGAUUUCGGAUUGGCUCGGAUGUUUGAAGGAACUCAAAAUCAGGACAACACUCGCAGGAUUGUAGGAACUCUAGGAUAUAUGUCUCCAGAGUAUGCAUGGACAGGGAUGUUCUCUGAGAAAUCUGACAUCUACAGCUUCGGAGUUCUUCUCUUAGAAAUCAUUAGCGGAAAGAAGAUCUCAAGCUAUUGCGAAGACAGUACAACCCUUCUUGCAUAUGCGUGGGAAUCUUGGUGUGAAAACGGAGGAAUUGAUUUUCUGGACAAAGGUGUUGCUGAUUCAUGUGACUCGUUACAAGUUGGUAGAUGUGUUCAGAUUGGUCUGCUUUGUGUUCAACACCAACCUGUAGAGAGACCCAACACACUUGAGUUGUUGUCUAUGCUCACCACAACAUCAGAUCUUCCACCUCCCAAACAACCCAUAUUUGCAGUGCACACUAGAUGUGAUGAAUCCACGUCUAAGGACUUGAUCACUGUCAAUGAGAUAACACAGUCUGUGAUCCAGGGGCGUUAA
This is a messenger RNA of Microthlaspi erraticum, 2376 nucleotides long. The record is from the annotation of a GenBank genome assembly. NCBI's taxonomy places the organism in Eukaryota, Viridiplantae, Streptophyta, Magnoliopsida, Brassicales, Brassicaceae.